Messenger RNA from Staurois parvus, 528 nucleotides. The record is from the annotation of a GenBank genome assembly. NCBI's taxonomy places the organism in Eukaryota, Metazoa, Chordata, Amphibia, Anura, Ranidae.
UGUAGCUGCUGUAUUUUAAAAUGCAGCCACUUACCUGUCCCUUGGUCCAGCUGUGUCCUCACCACCGCUGGUUUCACUGGCCGUCUUCUCUCCCUGGCACCGGCAUCUUUAGUGUGGGCACCCGGCUGUGACAGCUUGUGGCUUCACAGCCAGUUGCCCACUGCAAAUGCGCGAGAAGCACUGCGCUUUGUGAAUGGUCCUGUAGUCUUCUGGGACCUGUCACAUGUCCCAGAAGACUCUGACCGCACCCCAAAGGUCUGCAGUCUCUGGUCAUCUCCUGCACCAUGUCCGCAGUCUCUGGUCAUCUCCUGCACUAUGUCCGCAGUCUCUGGUCAUCUCCUGCACUAUGUCCGCAGUCUCUGGUCAUCUCCUGCACUAUGUCCGCAGUCUCUGGUCAUCUCCUGUAGUAUGUCCGCAGUCUUUGGUCAUCUCCUGCAGUAUGUCUGCAGUCUUUGGUCAUCUCCUGCAGUAUGUCCGCAGUCUCUGGUCAUCUCCUGUACUGUGUCCGCAGUCUCUGGUCAUCUCCUG